AUGACUUUCAUCCACCAGCAACAAUCAUCUACCACCGCUCGCGCCAUGCUAUGCAACCACCACAAAGCCCCGUUGCCUCCUGGCUGGCAACGUCUUCUUUCCAAAUCUCAACAGAGGUUCUACUACUCUCAUGCCGGAGCCCAGCACUCUCAAUGGCGCUUUCCCACUCCUGCCGAAGCCGCCAAUCCGUGGUGGGCCAAGAAACGUGCCAACAGUUUAUUGCGGAACAGUGCCAGGAUCUCCUCCAAAAGGAGCAAGGAACGAGGCAAGCGAAGAUCAUCUAAGCCCAACUUGGGCCUGCAAAACAGGGCUGCUCAGCUUCGGGAAUGUUCAAACAAAAAUUGGGCGCAGUUCUUCGUGCAGAACUGUGGAAUUCUUCCCCGCGACGCUGUUGUCUACGAAGGGAAACUCAUCGAGAAUGGAAUGUUCCCGGAAGAGGCCGUUGUGGAGAAUCUUCCCCUUCUGGUUACCACCGCGGAGAUGCGCCUGGGAGACAUGCUCAAGCUUGGGAAGGCAUUUGCACAAAAACAGGCCAAUGGGAUCGUUGCAGACUCCAAACUGACGGGAGCUAACAAACGAUUGAGUACGAUCCCUGAGUUGUGUGCUGAUUCGUCCACGGAAAACAUGGACAAUGAUGGGGGAUCCAAGACGGAAAGAGAGAACAAGACCCUAUCGUCGGAAAGUGACUUUCACGACAUUUUGGCUUCCAUUGAGAACAUUAGACGAAAAGACAUCCCUGAAGCGGUGCGGGAUGCGGACAGAACUUUGGAACUACUCAAUGCAAUCUGCUCAACUAAUAAACUCGGCAAAGAUAUCCCUGAAACUGUGGUGUUUCUGAAUGAUGCGGUGGUACAUGACGGUGAAGGAUUGUUCAGUGAAAACUAG
This is a messenger RNA of Seminavis robusta, 885 nucleotides long. The record is from the annotation of a GenBank genome assembly. Lineage: Eukaryota; Bacillariophyta; Bacillariophyceae; Naviculales; Naviculaceae.